CACGGGAGUCGAUGGUGGAGCCACGCAUCAUCAGGAUUCCCAUAUAUAUUGAUCUCACAUCUUCCUUCUCUCUAGACCCGCCCCACUCAUCCUUCUUCAUCAGCACACGACCAUGUCAAGAAUCGGCCCAACCCAGCGAAUCGCGCUCAUCACAGGCUGCUCCUCCGCCAAUGGAAUAGCCUCCAACAUUGCAACUGCCCUUCACUCUCGUGGCUACUAUGUCUUCUGCAGCGUCCGCCACCAGGGCGAUUUGGACCAUCUGGCAGGGAAGAGCGAAUGCCAGGAGGUGAUCAUGGAUGUCACCGAUUUGGAGAGUAUCAAGAGGGCGGCGGCGGGUGUGGGUGAGCAGACUGGAGGAAGGCUUGAUGUAUUGGUAAACAAUGCCGGCGUGGACAUGUUCUCGCCCCUUCUCGAUACCUCAAUCGACUCCCUUCGACAAGUAUUCGAGAUCAACACCAUUGCCCCAAUCUCUGUCACCCAGGCAUUCGCACCUUACCUUAUCGAGACGGCCAGAAAGACGGAGCGCAAGAGCGUCGUCCUGAACGUGGGCAGUAUGGCCAAAUUUGGAGUCCCAUGGAAGGGGGCAUAUUGCUCCAGCAAGGCUGCAUUGGAGUGCCUUAGCGAUACUCUGAGAAUGGAGAUGGCUGGGCUGAAUGUCAAGGUCAUGAAUUUGCAUGUCGGCUCUGUCAAAACCGACAUGUUUGAUAACGGCAAGCUCUUCCCCACUCUCUCCUCUACUCCAAGCGGUUUCUACCCAGCCUGGCCAGAGAUCAAAUCAAGGAUCAAUGAAGACUCAAAGUCCCAAGAGCCCCUGACCUCGUCCCCCAAGAAGGUCGGCGAGCAUGUAGCAAGCCAGAUCGACAAGGUGAACCCUCCUGGUUAUGUCAGAACGGCGAACGGGUCGUUUGCCAUCGACUUGGCCAUGUGGGCACUCAGCAUGGUUGGUCUGAAGGAUUGGUUCUGGGGCAGGAUGUGGUAUACUUGGAUGGUUGGAAGGCCCCAGGACAAGAAGCGCACAUGAGGAGACGUGCACUCUGUAGCAAAGUGAAAUUCCUCGCCUGUAUCCUGAGUAACCAUGUAUCAUUCGUGUCGAAAACCCGAUAGAAACCAAGAUUCAGAA
Cryptococcus amylolentus CBS 6039 is the source of this 1120-nucleotide messenger RNA. RefSeq lists its product as hypothetical. NCBI's taxonomy places the organism in Eukaryota, Fungi, Basidiomycota, Tremellomycetes, Tremellales, Cryptococcaceae. The transcript has 3 exons. Gene Ontology annotation, molecular function: triacylglycerol lipase activity; acylglycerone-phosphate reductase (NADP+) activity. Gene Ontology annotation, cellular component: lipid droplet; endoplasmic reticulum. Bases 113 to 1021 code for a protein of 302 amino acids. The record is from RefSeq and is a predicted model, not a curated record. Gene Ontology annotation, biological process: triglyceride catabolic process; phosphatidic acid biosynthetic process.